Molecule: messenger RNA, 3924 nt
Organism: Amyelois transitella
Lineage: Eukaryota; Metazoa; Arthropoda; Insecta; Lepidoptera; Pyralidae
Product: cilia- and flagella-associated protein 91
Exons: 24
Coding region: 1-2904 (967 amino acids)
Source: RefSeq, a predicted model, not a curated record
AUGAGUGGUGAUAUGAUUUACCAGCGCUCACGGCGGCAUAAUGUGGCGAAGAUGAGAGUCCAUGAUUAUUUAUACGAUUCAGCGUACAUCGUGUCUGGCGCGAAAGACUACGCUCGCACCGCGUUCAGAGCUGCCAUGGCCUCCGCGCAAGUUGUGAUCCAGCCUGUGUACAAGACCAUGUUUUCUGACGGUCGCCGGUACCCGAGCAUGCACGCUGUGUACCACACCAACUGCCGUCUGCCCGACCACAUCGACCGGUCCUACGGCGCUUAUUUGAAGCGAGCGAGCGACGCCCGUCACGUUCCCCCGCCGAAUUUCAACGGGCGGGAUCGGUACAUGUUCACUGCCGUACCAAGGAAGCUCCUAGAUAUACACACAUCCUCUCCUGAAUUCCAUCCGCCCACGCCGAGGUAUGAGCCGCCCACGUCUCCACAUCCGAAGAACAGAGCCACGCAGAGUCUUUACAGAGAGUCGUCAGCGCAGACUAUUCCAUGGCAACCUGAUGGAAAAGCGGCAGAUGGAUGUGAGAACACACCGGAAGUGCUGUUCCUUGACCAACUGGAAUGGGGGCCGGGGCGUCCGUACCGUACAGGUGACCUGCCCGCAGACUUCCACACGACAGAAAUUAUUAACAAAUUGCGGCACGCUCGCUGCUGGACCGAGCUGAUGGAGAAAGGCAAGCGGACCUCGUGGAUGAAGAAGACUGACGCUAUAAUUACGGAUAUAGAGACCAAAGACUGGAUAUUUAGGGAGGCGGAGAUAGAUGAACUUCAGAGCAUCCGAUUGGAGCUGCUCCAUCAGAUGCAAGCGCAGAUGCGAAACAAACAGACGAACAAGACGAGCCGCAAGCUGGCCAAGCUGUGGACUGUGAAGAAGGAGAACAUGGAGAAGAAGAUCGACCACAUACGGAAGACCAGGGAUAGAGAACUACGAAAGCUAUCAGCGCUCCACAGCGGGGGAGGUCGAGUGGGGUUGGUGCAGCGUAUGAGGGCGGCGAGAGGUUCGGGGUCAAUGACCUUGGCCUCCCACGACCCCAAGUCGGACCUGAUAGCGCCGCUCAGGAGGCACGGGUACCAGGCGCGCAGGAGACACGCGUGUAUUGAAUACGAUCCAGGACUUUUAUCAUACGAGGACCACAAAGCCCUAGCUGAACCACCAGAAUGGCUGGACCGGUGCGGUCAGGACCUCAAGCACACCUGCUCCGGCCACCACCUCCCUCAGGACACCAUGCAGCUGUGCGAGAGGGAGACGAAGUGGAGCGAGCAGUUCCUGGAGAGUUUGCAUAACGAUCUCAAAAAGGCACGACUUGGAGCGGCGUCGACCACCACAGCCGGCCCGUUGCGCGUGCUCAAGCCUCGUCGACUGGCCGAUACCCCCCGCCCUGCCACUCCCGAGGUAGAAGUGGUCGAUGACGGGGAGGAGGUCAACCAUCAGGCGGCGUUGGUGCUGCAGAGGAUCAUCAGAGGACGCGCGGUGCAGAAUUUGAUGUACGAAGGUCGCACUCGAGCCGCCGAGCUGACCGAAGAGUUGAAGACGACCCAUGGCCUUCAGAAGGAGGAUCGGGAGAUCAUUGCUAGGGAAGAGGCUAAGUCUAGGGAGUACAGCGCGCAAAGAACUGAAGCUGAGCAGACGGAUGCCGCCAUAACGGCGUUGGUGGACGAGCUGUGUGGCGGUGCCGUCGCGGCCGCCCUGGACUUCCUGGAGAAGGAGCUGAGGCGGCUCCGGGAAGAGAGGAGGCAGCAUGCCUUCAUUCUGAUAGCCAUACGCGAGAAGCAGAUGCGCGAAGCGGCGGAAGCUGGUCGCAGACAGAAAGAAGAGCAUCGCAGAAGAGAACACGACGAGAUGUUCAAACAGAUAUUAGGCGUUACCCAGGAGACAGUGGACGCAUACUUCCGUGAAAUACUGUACGAGGGAGUCCACAUGUCCGCUGAGCAGGAUGCUGUGACGUGCGCCGAGAGGAACGCCGCCAAGAUUGACGAGUCUCUGGCAGAGCAUGGCUCUAUGUCAACAGCUGAACAGCAGGAGUUGGUGGCAGAGUUGGUGCAACAGUUCCUGUUGCCGGAGACGCACAAGAUGGCGUCCAGGCACCACGUGACAGAGAUGCAGAACGCUAAGCUGGAUGCGGCGAGACGAGCGAUCUUCGGAGUGUUGGACGAUGCCGAGAUAAAACAAGUUCAAUGCAUUCGGUGCGGCGCCCAACUCGGUGACACGUGCCGCUGUAACGUCUGCCCGAUAACGCAGGAGCCUGUCGAGACUGUAGCCAGAGAUGACCCGAGAUGGAAGUAUACCAGAAUGCAUCCAAAACCACCAGCAAAAACGACGGAGGAGCGCUACCCCCCGGAACACGAGAUACGGUGCAUGCUGAACGCGCUGCUGGACGACGUGGUGCAACAGGCUCGCUAUCGUCGUGCCGAGAAAGCUGCCAUCACUAUCGAUCUCGGCCGGCGUGUCCGGGAGAGAACAGAGGUCACGCUUGAUGCCAGAGCUAUUGCUGAAUCCAUGGUGGACCGCGCGACCGGAGCUACAACCCCGCCAAUCAGGGAGUCGGAUUACCAUCAUUUCAUGAUGAGAUUCUACGGCGAUGCGUUGGACAGAUCUGUGCCUUUCAAAACGGAUAAAUGCCCCAAAGAGCUACCUUCGGAGCUGCGCCGGCGAGCUGAAGCGUUGGAGCCCGCUGACACUACAUGCAAGUGUGAAGACGAGCCUUCGACCGGCAAACCUGUCGACCCAUCAAAGUUGCUUCCAUCAGGGUUGAGAGCUCUCGAAGAGUUGAGGAGAUGCAAAUGUGACUCGAGCCCGACAGAUACCGGCUUUGACACGAUCCCGACUUCUACGGACUUCGAUUCGAUCAUAGCGGACGGCGAAGACACGGAGGGUUCAGAAUUCCCGGAACAGGAACAAUAAAUAUCAAAACGCAAUGCACGAAGUCAUUAUCCAUCAUAGUCAUUAUUUAUUCAUUUAUUUAAAACUAUUUAUUUACGAAAUCUUAUUGCUACAGUAACUGGACUUGAAGCUUUAAUUAUUUUUAACCAUAUCAGUCUUAUUUUAGAAAAUGGUGAACCCAUGUGGGUAUUACCGAUUUAUCGGGCGUCAGUUUGAGAUACAGAAUCAUUACAGUGUUAACUAAGCACAUAUACAAGGAGAGUGUGCAGGGAAAGAUCGGAGUGGGAAGACCUAGACCAACGUAUCUUGAUCAAAUUAAGGAUGUCCUGGUAAAGGGUCAGGUCAAGAGUACCCGAAACCGCCGAGCUUGUAUGAAGAGAGUUAUGAAUGUGGAUGAAGCGAAGGAAGUGUGCACAGAUCGUGGCAAGUGGAUAGAUGUAGUCUCUGCCUACACCUCCGGGAAAGAGGCGUGAUUUUAUGUUUGUAUGUAUGUAUUACAGCGUUACCAAUUUAAACUGAGCGGAGUUGCUUCGAAACUAGUGGACUCUAAACUGGACAUAAAUGUGCUCCUCCACUGUACUACAGACAGAUAUUGCACAUAUCGUUUUGUUUCAUACAUACGUAUAAUCACGUCUAUACCCCUUGUGGGGUAGACAGAGCCACCAGUCUUGAAAAGACUGAUUGGCCACGUUGGCUUAAUUAUAACAUUUUGUUACACUUUAUUAUUUAAUUUCUCAUAAUAAAGUAUUAAAUUUUUAUGCUUAAAAUUAUUAUGCGAAACGAUUAUGCGAUUGUUGUAUGGCUCAAAAUACGCGUGAUUACAAAAAGUAAGGAAUCAGAAAAGUUUUACUUUAUAUGGUUGAAAAAUUACAAUUAUCAAAUAUCCUUUACUUUAACAGUGAAUAUUUCUCGACGAUACAAACUUGACGCUUUGAGGCUUGCUAAUUUGUAAAUGCUUCAUAACAUGGAUUAACCAUCUUAAUCGUGUAUUUAUUUAGUGUUGAAUUUGCAUUGUAAUCAUGAUUUUGUAAAUAAAUAUAA